AAUGACAACGAGAGUGGUAGAGAAACAGAUGCUGAGCUGCAAAUCUCUAGGUCCUGGACCGGCGUACAAGCUGCCACCGGUGCUGGGCUAUGAAAAACACGAUCUCUCGCGCAGAAAGAACCCUGCAUUCACCAUCACAUCUCGACAUGAUGAAAAACUCCACGUUACUCCAGGUCCAGGUCCAAAUAGAUACAACACCUACCAUUUAACGCGCCAAGGUCCAGAGAAGCCGCCGUCUUUUUCCAUCGCCGGACGCGCUCCGUUUGUUGCCAUCGGAUCUGGACCAGGUCCUGGAGCAUAUCAUCCAGAAACGUAUACUCCAAGAUCUCCAUCAUUUUCCAUCCGAAUGAGAUUCAAACCAAGUCAUUUGUCAUCAGAUGGACCUGGGCCUAAUUCUUACCUCGUUCCUUCAUGUCUGGGACCUAAAAUUCCUCAUAAAAAAGCUUGUGGAGCAUUUUCUAUAAAAGGAAGAACAUCAGAUUUGAGUAAAACUUCAGGACCAGGACCCGCCGACUACGGAAAUCCAAAUUACAACGUAGUAAAAAAACAGUAUCCAUCAUUUUCGCUAAAAUUUCGUGAACGUGCGCUCAGUAAUGCCAGCAGCGGACCAGGUCCAAUGUACAAUCCAACUUACAGACCAGGAAAACAACCCCCGGCGUUCUCAUUUGGGAUUCGCCAUAACGAUUAAUAAAAAAUAUAUACAUAUAUUUAAACAUCUCGCUGUUAAUUUUUAAAUUAUUAAAUAUUAAUUGAAAAUAC
Molecule: messenger RNA, 759 nt
Organism: Microplitis demolitor
Lineage: Eukaryota; Metazoa; Arthropoda; Insecta; Hymenoptera; Braconidae
Product: outer dense fiber protein 3B
Exons: 4
Coding region: 2-688 (228 amino acids)
Source: RefSeq, a predicted model, not a curated record